CCAAAGAUGCAAGGUGAAAUCUCUGCAACAGGAGCUGAAGAAUCUACAAUGAGUGUCCUCUUGUUUUUUUCAACAACAACCUGGGCCCUGCUUCUGUUGUUUCUAACCUUGGUUGUAGUGUAUGGUUACUGGCCCUAUGGAUUCUUUAAAUCAUUGGGAAUUCAGGGACCACAACCCUUGCCUUUUAUAGGAACACUUCUUGAAUAUCGAAAGGGUCUACAUGAUUUUGAUGUGGAGUGUUUCAAGAAAUACGGGCGAAUAUGGGGUUUGUAUGAUGGCAGACAGCCAGUGAUGUCCAUUAUGGAUCCUGCAAUGAUCAAAACUAUUCUGAUCAAGGAGUGCUACUCUCUCUUCACCAACAGAAGAAACUUCCGUCUGAAUGGUCCCUUAUAUGAUGCCAUCUCUAUUGUGGAGGACGAAGAGUGGAAGAGAAUUAGAAGUGCUCUCUCCCCCUCUUUUACCAGUGGCCGACUCAAGGAGAUGUUUCCAAUUAUGAAGCAACACUCUGACAAUUUAGUUGAGAGUCUACAGAGAAAGGCUGACAGUGGGGAAGCAGCAGAACUGAAGGAGUUCUUUGGUGCAUACAGUAUGGAUGUUGUCACCAGUACGUCCUUCAGUGUUGACAUUGACUCUCUCAAUAAUCCCAAAGAUCCAUUUGUCACCAACAUCAAGAAAAUGCUCAAAUUUAGUUUUUUCAAUCCUCUUUUUCUCUUAAUAGCAUUGUUCCCAUUUUUAACUCCCCUUCUGGAGAAAAUGGACCUCGCCUUAUUUCCAACAUCUGUGACAGAUUUCUUUUAUGCCUCCCUUCAGAAAAUAAAGGCACAGAGGGAAAAGAAUGUUCAUAAGAAUCGUGUGGAUUUUCUGCAACUGAUGGUGGAUUCCCAGAUACCUGAAAAGGGAACUGACCCAAAAGGAAAUGAAUCACUGAAAGGACUUACUGACCAUGAAAUUUUGUCUCAGUCAAUGAUGUUUAUUUUUGCUGGGUAUGAGACCAGCAGCAGCACUCUCACAUUCCUGGCAUACAACCUGGCAACCAAUCCUGACGUCAUGAAAAAACUGCAAGAGGAGAUUGACCAGGUCUUCCCAAACAAGGCCGAAAUCAGAUAUGAACCACUAAUGCAAAUGGAGUACUUGGAUAUGGUUUUGAAUGAGACUCUGAGGGUCUUUCCCAUUGCUCCUCGUCUUGAGAGGGUUUGCAAGAAGACCAUUGAGAUCAAUGGGGUGACCAUUCCUAAAGGGACCGUUGUCACAGUUCCAACUUACGCCCUGCAUCGUGACCCCAAAUUGUGGUCAGAACCUGAGCUCUUCAAACCUGAGAGGUUCAGUAAGGAGAACAAAGAGAGCAUAGACCCUUAUGUCUACAUACCAUUUGGAGCUGGUCCUCGGAACUGCAUUGGGAUGAGGUUUGCCAUCCUCCUCAUUAAACUGGCUGUGGUGCAGAUACUACAGAACUUCACCUUUGCUGUUUAUGAUGAGACAGAGGUGCCCAUUCAGUUGAACAGCCAAGGACUACUUGCACCUAAAAACCCUAUAAAACUGAAGCUUGUUCCACGCUGAAGUCUGCAAGAAUAAAUGGUCCACCACAUACUGGAAAUUCACCUUUUGAUUGCAUGCAAAUAUGUUGUGUAAGUCACCUGCAUUUUGAGGGAAUACAUAUAGUUGUUUUUGUUUAAAAAUAAUGAUCAAAACAGGUUGUCAAGAUUUUUUUUUUUCAAAUCCAAGCACCUUGUAAUGGUGUUGCAUUUCCUCUCAUUUAUAUAUACAAGAUCCAGAACAAUCAGUAGAAUCAUCCAGGCUACUUUGCUAUAUAUUGUUCAUGUUGAUUUUCAGAUUUUGUAUUUUUAUAUCUCUUAUCUUUAUUGACUCAUUUUGUACUAUGUAUACCUCUCCUUUUGUAUUGUCUUUUACUUUACUGAGUUGCCUUUCAUUUACAGUUUUCAUGGAUGAUGUUUUUUUCUGACACACACUAGAUGUCAAGCACUACUAUGUUACAAUGCAUAAGAACUUUUUUCUCUCUUCAUAAAGACUUCCAGACCCACAUGAAGACAUUGCUUUGGUGUUUAAAUAGUGACAUUGCCCUGAAGCAAAAGAAACAUUUUUAAUGGAAAAGUGUGUUUUCAUUUCAGAUCCUGUGCUAGUGCUUUUGUUUGCAA
This is a messenger RNA of Megalops cyprinoides (Indo-Pacific tarpon), 2153 nucleotides long. RefSeq names its product cytochrome P450 3A30-like. Bases 7 to 1557 code for a protein of 516 amino acids. Gene Ontology annotation, molecular function: oxidoreductase activity, acting on paired donors, with incorporation or reduction of molecular oxygen, reduced flavin or flavoprotein as one donor, and incorporation of one atom of oxygen; steroid hydroxylase activity; heme binding. NCBI's taxonomy places the organism in Eukaryota, Metazoa, Chordata, Actinopteri, Elopiformes, Megalopidae. The transcript has 13 exons. The record is from RefSeq and is a predicted model, not a curated record.